AAAUUAAUUGCAGUCGAUGAUAAAAUUGUUACGCAAUAUAAUAGUAGUAUUACGUAGAUACAAAAAUUCUUGGAAAAAUGUAUUAUUAAUUAAAGUGCGAAUUAAAUGCUCGUCAAGAAUUUUAUAACGUACGUGCAAGAACUCAACAAUCUUAAUUACUUUUAAACUUUUUCCGCUUAUAUAAGUAGUUCACCAUUCGACAUAUUUUUUUAAAUUUGAAUGAUGUUCUUUUAUUUUCAAUUAUACGAAAACAGCUGCGAAACGACUUUGUAAAUCUGCAGCCGUAAAUACAUAUUAACGUCCCUCAUAAUUCGAUUUUAAAUUAUUGCCGAGAUUCUUGGGAUGUGAUACUGGGAGAUACUCGGUAUACCUGUCAAGCAAUCUUCACUUACUAUAAUCUGUGGCGAGAUUAAGGUAGUUUUACAAUCUCGAAAGAUCGGUUUGUUCCUGGCGAAAAUCAAACCAUCAUAAUCUGUCACUGUCCCGAAAGGCCGACGAAAAGUCAAUACAUCUACCUGUGGACCUUCUUUUUCGCGGACAUUCCUUAUCUUCUCUCUCUCUCUCUCUCUCUCCGUCCCUCUCGCGCGCUUUCUCUCCUCUCUCUCUUUUUCUCCGGUGAUAGGCCGACAGGGGGCCGUCGAAAGUAAACAAAAGCGAGUCGACUGCGGCUGACAGCGGCAGUGGUCGUCAAAGUGAGUCUCGUCUGAACGACGUCAACCGUAGAACGGUAUGGUGGCGUACAGCUGUACGCACGCAGGUGGUGUACGCGUUGUAUAUUGUACGUAUGUGCUUCUACAACGUUGAACGCGUUGCGCGUCCGUGAGACGCGUCCGAGUGCCGUUGUGUCGGUUAUAUUCAUACGUUUGCGAAGACCCGUGUCCUUUGAUUGAUCGUGAGGAGGUGCCGCGGUGGAUUAGCCGGAUGAGAUGCGGCGGUGGUGGACGAUUCGUAGCCUGGUGGGAUUGUCGACGGCGAAUUAUCGACAGCGGGAUUAUUCCUAAGGACGAGGUGGCAGAGGAUCGCAUCUCCGGCAUCCACCAGCGGACUCCAGCGGGAGUCCCACGAAUCCCGCGAUCGCUUCAGCCACUUUGUCAGAGGCAGCCGAUCGGGGACUGAUCGGAGAUCCCCGAGAGAAGCAAUCACGAGUUAAGGUAAUCAGAUAACCAAGUGUAAUAAGGUGUGCAAAUUUAUUCUACAUGAAACCGGUAGAAUAACGCUGUAGAAGUUUAUUGCGCGAAGGAGCAGAAGUCAAGAUGAUAACGGUGCCGCUAUCAGCCUCCAGUCCCUACAGGUCUUACAGCGAUGGCAGUAAGGUCGCUAAAGAGCCCUUAGUGAGAGCGUCGGAAGAUCAUUCUUCGCCGAAUGCGCAAAUUUAUAAAGGGCCCUUGAAAGACAUGAAGGAACAUUCGGCAACCCAACGAAUGGAGAGAGAUAAGGACUUGCCACAGCGGUCGCAGAGCAGCGCGGCUAGCUUGACGUCUAUAGGUGCCGAUAUAUCUCCGAGCUCUUCCCAAUUCUUCGAAGUAUUCUAUAUUGGCAAAAUUAAAAUAUCAAAUCCGAAAGUACCGGAAUCUUUCAUUGACGACGCGUUGAUAAAGUUUCGCGUUCAUGGACUCGAAAAAACGAGAUCAUCAACGAGUAAUCUUCUGUCAGAUUGUCAACGGCUAAAACGUCAAGCUUUGAUGUCUUCCAUUAAUAGGAGAAAUAGUACGGAAUCUACCGCCAGUGAAUCAGGCAGUAUUGAAAACGUGUCGGGAAACAGUAUAAUUCCAAGCGUGAAUCCGCUUGGAAUACCGCCAGUUUUAAGCGGAUCCGUGGAGACUUUUCCAAGAACAACCGUCAAUCCCGAAAACGAUGGUCGUGAUGAAAAUCGGACAUCUGAAUCUUCCGCUAAUUCUAAUAUCACUGUACCUGAAAUCAUGCGAAAUCGUGCAGCAUCUACCGGUAGUGUUUUAAGCGGCAGAAGAGAUUCCGCUAUUAAAGGAACCGAUGAUCACAAUCGCACUAUGGUUUUUCAGGUAGGACGAUUUGAUCUGAGAUUGAUUAGCCCUGAUAGAAAACAGAUUCUUUUGCACAAACAAUUGAAGGAUGUAGCUAGUUGCGCGCAAGGCAUAAAAAAUUCUGACCACUUUGGAUUUAUUUGUAAAGAAUCGGAAUAUUUCAUCGGGUAUGUCUUCAAAUGCCAAUCCGGAUCAGUCGCCGAUGAUCUUGUUGCAGCGAUUAGCCAAGCUUUUCUUACGACUUGUGAUGCCGUAAGGAAGGAAAGAUAUCCUGUAUUUUCUUGCGAGCAUUGUCCUAUGUACUGGUAUAAUAAAUUAUGCCAAGAAAUUGAAGUUUUAGGACAAAAUGAUAGAAGAGUUCAAAGUAUUAUCUUUUCCCGUAUGGAAUUAUUACCGGAGGAGGAGCAAGAGAUCGUUGUGAACAAAUAUAAGGGCGCUGAGGCUGCGGGUAACAUUGGCGCAAGCUUCUCAAGUCUACGAGAGCAAAAUCAAUUCCUAAUGCGACUAUUGCGUGCUCAUUGCGAGUCGAAACAAGCUAGACAUGUACAUGACACGGCUGAAAAUAGAAGUGAAUUUCUCAAUCAAUAUCUAAACGUUGGCGUUGGUAGCACGAUAUUUAUGAAAGCAAAACGCUCUCUUACGAACAGUUUUGAUAAUCUUAUGAAGAGGAGAGGUUCGCGUGACGAUUUUGGCCUGGGUCCACAGCUAAGAGAUACAAAUCAUCUGAAUGCGGGACUACAGAAGAAUGGUAGUCAGAGUCCAGAUAAUUCGCGACAAUCAUCUAUAUUGGACAUUUCACCGGAAUCUAGUAGACCGCGAUCAUUGCGUGUCUCGCCUGAACAGCAAAUUGUAAAUAACGGACCAAAGAGUUCCAUGAUGGACAUCUUUUUGAAAGUUGGUAACUCACCGAAAACGUCUCCGACGGAGACCGACGGGAAUAGCACGAUACAAGCCAAUAGUUCGUGGCGGCAAACGAUACUAAACAGAGUUGUGACACCGAAUAAAGAUCAUAACGCUACAGAAAUUGAAAAAAUUAAUAUUCUCAAAAAUUCGGAAAUGUCCGUUAAACGUAGAUCGAAACAAGAAUUGCGAGAUUUGUGGAAGAAAGCGAUUAAUCAACAGCUAAUACUUAUAAGAAUGGAAAAAGAGAAUGCAAAGCUUAGAGAACGUCAAGAGGAAGCAACGGUAAAGAGGAUCAAACUUGAAUAUGACGAACUUAGUAGCUGCGCGCGUGAAGUAAUAGAAGUUUGGGACCUCCUUGUUAGCAAGGAAUCGCGAGUCUCUACUAAAUGUGAUAAUCAAAUGCUUUUACACGCUAUUAAGCAAGGUGUACCAAAAGGAAAAAGAGGUGAGGUUUGGCAGUUUCUAGCCGAGCAAUUUUGCUUGAAGCAACCGCCUAUAGACACUCAAGAGUUUCCAAAUUAUAACACACCGUAUGAACUUCUCCUGAAGCAACUCACAUCUCAACAGCAUGCUAUCCUUAUCGAUUUGGGAAGAACUUUCCCAAGCCAUCCGUAUUUUAGUUCGCCCUUGGGACCUGGCCAAUUAGCACUCUUCAAUUUAUUGAAAGCCUACUCCUUGCUAGAUCACGAAGUCGGUUACUGUCAAGGCCUCAGUUUUGUCGCUGGAGUGCUUUUAUUGCAUAUGGCAGAGGAUCAAGCCUUUUUCUUAUUGCGGCAUCUAAUGUUCCGUCGAGGACUUAGAAAAUUGUACUUGCCAGACAUGGCGGCAUUGCAAUUACACUUAUAUCAACUCUCUAGGCUGUUACACGAUCGCUUGCCAACUAUUUACAAUCAUUUUGACAAACACGAAGUUUCACCUACUUUAUAUGCUGCUCCAUGGUUAUUGACGCUGUUUUCUAGCCAAUUCCCCUUAGGUUUUGUAACCCGAGUUUUUGAUUUGCUUUUUCUGGAAAGCUCCGAAGUUCUUUUCCGUGUAUCAGUUGCAUUAUUAGAAGAACAUCAAGAUCAAUUGCUAUGUUGCGAUAGCUUUGAAGAAAUUAUGGAAUAUCUUAAGAUACGUGUGCCGGCGAUAGACAAACAAAGCUUAGAUCGCAUAAUGAAACGUGUAUUUUAUCCCGAUUUAGAGAUCACAAAACAAUUAAAUGAAUACAGAGUGGAAUAUCAAGUGCUCCAAGAGGAAAUGAUAUCGGUAAAACCACAAAUAGAGAAUUUGGAGAAGUUUAAAGUAAGAAAUAAACAACUCACGCGAGAAGUUGCACAGCUUAGCGAUCAACUUGAGAUUACUAUGAGCAACUUACAUAGGCUCGAGACAGCGCGUUCGAUGCAACAAGCGACUAUUCACAAGUUUGAGUCUCAGAAUCGCAGCCUUGAAGUAACGGUGGCCACAUUAGGUGCAUUUAUUCAGCAAUUAGCGGAUACACGAGCCGAUAUCGAAGUUCCGGGCGAAGUUCGCAGGAUAAUCGCACAAUUGAAUAUGGUCGAGAAACGACGAAAUGCUGGCACUAAGUCAUACCCUUUAAAAGUCAUCGAGGACAACAAGUACGGAAUAAUAAAAAGUAAUUCGACUGGAAGAGAGUCUCAAAAUCUAUUGAGGAACAACAGCAUGGACACGCCGUACCCUUUGAAGUCAACCUUGAGUCAACCCAACUUGGCAACGAAAUUAGAGAAAGUCUCUUCAUUCUUCUCGAACUCGCACAAUCACAUACAGAAGCAACGCGCGCAGUUAGCAGCUCUUAGAAACGAAUAUUCCGAACAAAUAAGAGGCAAUAACGAUGAGAACGAUCCUAAAUCGGUGAACAUCGACAUUCAAAUUACGGACACAAUGAAUCUAGCGAACAAUCCGAUCCCGCAGGACGAGAACAAUUUAAAAGUUCCGACUACUAAUUUGGAAAAAUCGAUAUCGUUACCACUGAAACUGAAGUUGAAAUCGUCCAAGUCAGCAUACGAAUUAGGCUCUGUAAAAAAGGUUCCGACUAGCAAGCUCGAAAUUACGAGUAACGAUUCGUUAACAAAUUUGACAGGAACCAUACAUCCACUCGACACUUGUAGCGAUGUGAAUUUUCGGUUUAGCGGAACUACGAAAUUAAAGUCUAUCAAACCUGUGAAAUCUAGUCAGAGUUGUCAGGAAGAUGGUAGUAACAAACAGAAACCUGACCAAAUUUCCGACCCUUUAAAUAGAUAACAAUUAUUUUCCAAUGCGUCUUCAAACAGCAUCUUAUCGAAGAGAAUUUUCAUAAAAAAUAUAUAUUUGAAACGAUACUGGUGAUGAGUAGCUUAAAAGUUUAUUUAUUUCCGCGUUUUUGAACAGGCAUGUUUCAAAACUGACUAAUUUAUAUAAUGAUCGCGGAGGGAGGGAAAAAUAAUUUUUUUUAUUCUUACUCAGAUCUGAUGUGUUUGGCAACACACAUUACAAGUUGUGAAAGUGAAAAAUGUUCCAUUGAAUAUUGAACAUUUGAAAAUUUCGCAUCAAGGUGUAUAGUCGAUUAAAAAUCCAUUGUUUCUAAAUAAAUAUUUAAAACCAUAUAAAGCAUUCAAAAAAAUAAAAUAGAUAUCCAAAUAAGGUACUAAAACUCACAUAUGCAACCAAUUUCAGAUUGCCAAAGGAAGUGCCAAACUUUCUCUAUUAAAAUAUAUUUUAUAGUAAAAAAAUAAUAACGAUUUUAGUUACUUAGAGAUAAAUACGUAUGUAUAUAUAGACACACAGAUUCAUAUACUGCAUACAUAUAGUAUAUGCAUGUGUAGAUGCGAUUAUAACGUUGAAGAUAUAUUGAUAAAAAUCAUUAAUGUAUAGACUAUGCACUGUGUAAGUUUCAAAGAAUUAAGUAUUACUAUUUUUGCACAAAACAAGCCUUGUGUGAUAUCAGGGAUAGUUAACAUAUACAUAUACUCUGUUCUUUAUAGUUCUUUAAAGUUUUACCAUUGUUGACAUAGUAUGCGACAGUAGUAUUACUGAUAUUUAAUAUUCAUAUCAAACCGUGUAAAUUAGAGAAUAGUAAAUUAUUAAUUCUCUAUAAAAAAAAUAUCUGAAAUUGACAUUUUAACAGAUAUUAAUGUGAAAUAAAGAUAUGCGUAAAGAUGAUAAAAUUAUAUUUUAUAGUAUUGAAGUCACUGUAAUAUUUUAUCAGCUAGUGAUUAUGUGUAACUGUAGCAACAUAUUAUUUGUAACGAAAUAAUGCAAGUAUAAAUCAUAGCUUGUGACAGAAAUAAAAAUAUUCUGUAUGUAA
Messenger RNA from Wasmannia auropunctata (little fire ant), 6186 nucleotides. It is a transcript of the gene plx, whose product is annotated as TBC1 domain family member 4. The transcript has 16 exons. Lineage: Eukaryota; Metazoa; Arthropoda; Insecta; Hymenoptera; Formicidae. The record is from RefSeq and is a predicted model, not a curated record. The coding region runs from base 1254 to 5144 and encodes 1296 amino acids.